Molecule: messenger RNA, 1041 nt
Organism: Adineta steineri
Lineage: Eukaryota; Metazoa; Rotifera; Eurotatoria; Adinetida; Adinetidae
Source: the annotation of a GenBank genome assembly
AUGAAUGAUAUUCAACGUUUAUUUUGUUGUUGUGGUUGUUUACGAUUAAAACAAAACAAUCAAAUUGCUCAUCAUAAUUUCGAUGAUCCGACUACAUUUUAUAUUUAUUUAGGAAUUGAUUCAUUAAAUAUUUCAACAUCAACAUCAUUAAUUAUAGCUGAUUUUGGUUCAUCUUAUGGAAAAUAUUCUAUUCAAACUAUGAAAAUAAUUAUUGAAUAUUUAAAAAAAACAAAAAAAUUUCUCGGUAUACCAUUAAUUAUUCAUAAUGAUAUUAUAACAAAUAAUUGGACAAAAUUUUUUCAAGUUCUUAUCGAUGAUAAUUCAUAUUAUGGUCUAGCUACCGGACGUUCAUUUUAUGAACAAUGUCUUCCAACAAAUAGUCUUUCAAUAGGUUAUUCAUCUGCAUCAUUACAUUAUUUAUCUAAAAAACCUUGUAAUAUACAUAAUCAUUGUUAUUUUCAAUUUGCAAAUGAUAAUGAACGUAAAUUAUUUCAACAUCAAUCUAAACUUGAUUUUAAUUUAUUUAUUGAACAUCGUUCACAUGAAUUAAUAUCGGGUGGAAUUCUUAUUCUUAAUAUUCCAAGUAUAAACGAAAAAGGUGAAAUGGGUUUUAAUCAUUAUUUUGAUUUAAUUUAUAAAUGUGUUCAAUUAAUUUCACGACUAACAACAAAUGAAUUAUUAGAUUUUACUAUUCCAUUUUAUUUACGUUCAUUAUCAGAAUGUAUUGAUAUGGAAUUAUUUCAUCGAUGUUCAUUAAAAUUAAUUAAAGUUGAAUUAGUUUGUUUAAAAUCAUUGAUUUUUCAUCAAUAUCGAAAUCAUGAAAUAACACAUACUCAUUUAGCUAAAUCUUUAACAAUGUUGAUGCAAUCAGGAACGGAAUUAGCAUUGAAACAAUCAUUACAAAUAAACAGGCGAUCAAAUCAAGAAAUAGAUGAAAUAAUAAAGCAAUUUUGGCAUUUAUAUGAACAAACAAUUAAUAAUGAAGUAUUUGAAAAUGAUAUAAAUACUUAUGCGACAUAUUUAAUUUUAAAGAAAGAGUAA